This is a messenger RNA of Amborella trichopoda, 879 nucleotides long. Its product is annotated as agmatine coumaroyltransferase-2. Gene Ontology annotation, molecular function: acyltransferase activity, transferring groups other than amino-acyl groups. Lineage: Eukaryota; Viridiplantae; Streptophyta; Magnoliopsida; Amborellales; Amborellaceae. The record is from RefSeq and is a predicted model, not a curated record.
AUGGCCUCCUGUACAUUAGAUGAGGCCAGUCCCUUGAAAUUAACCCCCCAACUAUGCGAUCUUCACCCAAGCGACGAGGGCACUGAGGAGCUAAUGCAAGUUCAGCUAACUCGCUUCAUGUGUGGCUCCCUCGUUGUUGGCUUCACAUCCAAUCACCUGAUAGCCGAUGGCAAGGCCACCGGCACGUUCCUUUUGGCCUGUGGGCAAGCCACGUGUGGCCUAACGGACUACCCAGUGCCGAUACAUGACCGAGCCGUGGUCAAGCCACACGAUCCAUUCUCCAUCGAGUUCGACCACUUGGGCAAGGAGUACAUGGAGAAGAGGCUUGUAAAAGAGGUUCCAUGGGAGGAAAUGGUAAGCCAGGUUCGAGUAGAGAAGACCCAGUUUUCUCCUGACGUUUUAGCCAAGCUCAAGGCGCCCGCGACGGUGCGUUGUCCAAGUGGUCGCGACUAUAGCACGUUCGAGAGCCUGAUCUUUCACCUUUGGCAAAAGGUGACCCAAGCGCAUGGCAUGGGUGAGGAGGAGACAAGCCAGUUGUGCAUCCUGAUCAACGUGCGCACCCAUGUCGUGCCUCCAAUUGCCCAUGGCUACUUUGGCAACAUGGUUUUGUGGGUCUUCCCUCGAGCCACAGUGCGCGAGCUAUUGAGCCAACCACUCGACCGCGUGGCGGAGGUGGUGCACGCGGCCAUUGCCCAAGUGAAUGAUAGGUACGCGAGGUCCUUCGUGGACUUUGAUGUGGGCGUAGAGAGAGACGGUCGUUGGAGUGAGUUGGUUGCCACAGGGGAUCUAGAUUCGACGGUGUGUUGCCCUAAUUUGGAGGCCAAUAGUCGGCUUAGGAUCCCAUUUGAGGAAAAUGGAUUUUGGGAGUGGGGGGCCUGA